Puccinia graminis f. sp. tritici CRL 75-36-700-3 is the source of this 2294-nucleotide messenger RNA. Its product is annotated as bifunctional purine biosynthesis protein ADE17. The coding region runs from base 79 to 1965 and encodes 628 amino acids. The transcript has 7 exons. Gene Ontology annotation, cellular component: cytosol. Gene Ontology annotation, molecular function: IMP cyclohydrolase activity; phosphoribosylaminoimidazolecarboxamide formyltransferase activity. The record is from RefSeq and is a predicted model, not a curated record. Gene Ontology annotation, biological process: 'de novo' IMP biosynthetic process. NCBI's taxonomy places the organism in Eukaryota, Fungi, Basidiomycota, Pucciniomycetes, Pucciniales, Pucciniaceae.
CAUCACCACCCACCCGCCCUCAUCCGCCCACGACAACUACCCGCAAACACAAAAGACCUCCAAGGAAAACCAUCCGUCAUGAGCUGCCCAUCAAACGGAGUCAACCCCAUUGCUUUACUUUCGGUAUCCAACAAGACUGGCUUGAUCGAUAUCGCACAGGGUCUCCACCAAGCCGGACUCAGAUUGAUUGGUAGUGGAGGUACCGCAAAGGCCGUCCGGGAUGCGGGCCUUCCAAUCAGUGAUGUCUCUGAAAUCACCGGGGCCCCAGAGAUGCUGGGUGGCCGUGUCAAGACUCUCCACCCCGUCAUUCAUGGCGGCAUCCUAUCUCGACAGACGCCCAACGAUCUAGCCGAUCUGGCUGCUCAAUCUAUUCAUCCCAUCAGCGUCGUCGUCUGCAACCUCUAUCCAUUUAGCGAAUGCAUCUCCAAGACUCCCCCGCCGACUAUCGAAGAAGCCGUCGAGGAAGUUGACAUCGGUGGUGUGACUCUCCUGAGAGCUGCUGCUAAAAAUCACGAGCGGGUUACCAUCCUUUGUGAUCCCAAUGAUUACUCCUCCUUCCUUAACCAAUGUCAAUCAAACGGUAUCAAUGGCGUCAAGGAAAGCUUCAGGAAAUCUCUUGCUGUCAAGGCCUUUUCAAUGACCGCAGCAUACGAUGCCACGAUUUCUUCUUACUUUCGCAUCAAAUACAAUUCCGCGGACUCAAUUGCCACCGCUCCCCUGGAAAUCAAGAAUGAAUUACGUCAACGAGCCCAACAACUCUCCUUACGCUACGGAGCCAACCCACACCAAGCUCCAGCGCAGGCCUACGUGACUGAGGGAAAAUUACCCUUCUCGGUGCUCUCCGGUUCACCGGGGUAUAUCAACUUACUAGACGCCCUCAACUCAUUUGCUCUAGUGCGAGAGCUGUCGGAAGCCUUCCAGCCCCCGAUUCCCGCGGCGGCCUCCUUCAAGCAUGUCUCUCCAGCGGGUGUCGCGGUGGGGACGAGUGAACCACUGACGGAUGUCGAGAUCCAAGUCUUUGGGGUCGAUGGGAUCCAAGACUUGAGUCCGUUGGCCAAGGCUUACGCCCGGGCUCGUGGCGCCGAUCGGAUGUCUUCUUUCGGCGACUUCUUGGCUCUCUCUCACACCUGUGAUGUCUCGACAGCCAAAAUCAUCUCACGCGAGGUCUCCGAUGGUGUCGUCGCUCCUGGAUAUGAACCUGAGGCUUUAGAAAUCCUCAGGAAGAAGAAAGCUGGCAAGUAUUGCGUGCUCCAGAUGGACCCUAGCUUCCAGCCUGAAUUGAUCGAACGAAGACAGGUCCACGGAAUCACUCUGGAACAACGACGAAAUGAUGUGAAGAUCACGCCGGAAUUGUUCAAGGAUAUCGUGACCGAGGCUAAAGAUUUGCCGGCGUCGGCCAUCACUGAUUUAAUCGUCGCGACCCUCUCCUUGAAAUACACACAGUCGAACUCAGUGGCGUAUGCAUUCAGGGGCGGGAUCAUCGGUCUGGGAGCUGGCCAACAGUCUCGGAUCCACUGCACCCGUCUGGCCGGGACUAAGGCCGAUCUAUGGUGGCUCCGACACCAUCCCAAGGUGUUGGGGAUGAAGUUCAAACCGACGACAAAACGUGCCGAUAAGGCGAAUGCGAUUGACCUCUAUCUGACCGAUGCGGUUUGGGAUAACGAUGAUGAUGAGGAAGAGGGGGUGAUCAGUACGGAACGCAAGGAAUGGGAAGCCAUCUUCGAGGAAAUUCCCGAGCGACUGUCCAAGGCUGAACGCAAAGAAUGGAUGAAAAAGCUUGAUGGGGUGGCACUGGGAAGUGAUGCCUUCUUCCCAUUCACCGAUAACGUUCGAAGGGCCGCUAAGAGUGGCGUCAAGUACAUCGCCGCUCCUGGUGGUAGCGUCAUGGACCCUGCGGUCUUCAAGGCCGCUGAUGAGGCUAAAAUGGUCUACUGCAAAACUGGGCUCAGAUUGUUUCAUCAUUGAUCAUCCUCUCUUUCUUUCUUUCUUUAUCCCUCCCGAACCCACUCGAUUUGUAUUUACAUAUACCCUAUACCCCCUCUUAAACAUCUACCUCCCCGCAAGCAUCUUGUCUCAAAUUCUGAAUGCCUCUCUUCCUUUCCUUUCGUUUUACUUUCAAAAAAAAGAAAAAGCGACAAACUUUCUUGUGUUAAAGCUGCCAGUAUGUAAGUAGGAUAUAUAAUGCAACUCAUCCAGGAAGAUUCUAGCUUUCAAGUUUCCUACUGAAGGCAUGUACAAACUGAUCGAGAAGGGGCUGGUCCAUCACUGGCAAAGGUGACUGGACAGGCUACUUG